Messenger RNA from Gilbertella persicaria, 1692 nucleotides. RefSeq lists its product as uncharacterized. The transcript is spliced from 3 exons. NCBI's taxonomy places the organism in Eukaryota, Fungi, Mucoromycota, Mucoromycetes, Mucorales, Choanephoraceae. The record is from RefSeq and is a predicted model, not a curated record. The coding region runs from base 6 to 1589 and encodes 527 amino acids. Gene Ontology annotation, biological process: regulation of DNA-templated transcription. Gene Ontology annotation, molecular function: DNA-binding transcription factor activity.
CUAUCAUGACCUAUAUUAAACCAGAUCCUGAACAGCAUCAACAAGAAGAUCAAGAAGACUUUAUCAUGUCUUACUUGAAUGCAGACUAUCUGGCCACAGAAACGCCCCUAUCUCCCCCUUCUUCUGAUUCUUCUUUAUCCACAGGCUCACCUGAAAAACAUAGUGUGGAUGACUUUAUGUUGGAUAUCAACCCUACCGAUUUAUUUUCAGCUGUGAUGGAAGAUCAGCCUGCUUAUCAUCCUCAGUUAUUUAAUCCUUGUUUGCCACAACAACAUCAGACUGCAGAUCUUGGCAGUUUUCCCUUCUUUUUACCGACUGCUGCCCCUACCGAUCCUUCUUUUAUUCAGCCAUUCGCUGUACCUAUUGUUCCUUCCUCUACAGUGGAAGAGCAGCCCAAGAAAAAGAGAGGCAGAAAGAAGCGCGAGCCUGUCAACCAGACCGUGUCUCCUCUUCAGCCUUCUUUGUUGGCACCUAAGCCAUUAGCGCCUCGUCCUCAGCAACCCAUGGAAGAAAUCAAGAUUAAAUCAGAACCUGUUAUAUUGGACCCAUCACCCUUGUUGGCUGGCCCAACAACACCAGAAAACAUAGACCAACAGCAAUCACAAGAAGCUUUAAAACAAGCUCAGAUUCAAAAACGACAAGAACGUUUGAUCAAGAAUCGUGCAGCCGCAUUAUUGUCUCGUAAGAGAAAGCGCGAACAUUUAACAUUAUUAGAAGAAGAAAAGCAAUCUUUGUUGACACAAAACGAACAAUUGAAUCAAAAAGUCGAAUCAUUAGAAACCAAAGUUCAAUCAUUAGAACAAGAGAAUUCAAAACUAAAAGAACAAUUAAGUCAAUACCAACAAGAAAGUACAAUCAUUUCCAUGGAUAGCCCAAAACGAUCCCCCAUUCAUCAUCAUCAACCAAAGUCAAAAGCAGCAACAGGCGUUGUGUUUAUGAUUAUUUUAUUUUCAUUUGCGUUAUUUACUUUGCCCUCAAGAACAGCAAGUCGUUUGACUGUAGGUGGUGGUGAAGGUCAUGCUUUAAAGAAACAACUUCCUCUGAUUGGUUCUUCUAUCAGUGAUGAUUAUUGUCAAGGUGGUGGUUAUGAAUGUCAACAACAGUUACAGCAAACAAAUACAACUGACUUGGUCCUUAUUGACUCUGUACGACCACGUGAUCUUCAAACGUGGAUCAAUCAAAAAUUAGAUGUAAAGAUGAACAACAAUCGAUUGAUCAGUUGGCCUGUUCACAAAGAAGACCAAAAAGAAUCAACAGACCAUGUCUAUCUUUACUCUAAAGAGUUCUCUCAAUUGGCCUCACUCCAUUCACCCUUGACCACAAAAGACAAUGAGUUUCAAUUGCCUACCAUUUCACUUAUUUCACCCUACAACCAAACGGUCACGCAAGAGCAGUGCGAUUCUUACCUGCAGAUUGAUGUUCAAGUAUUGCGUUCGACUGUUAUCAAGGGCCAACUCAUGUCUCUUCGUCAAUUUGGGUCUGGUUCAACUGCUUUAUUGGAUGGGAUGAAAGAUGACUUGAUUACAAAUACGACCCAAAGAAGAAGACGUGAAAAACGCACUCAAAAGAUUUCCCGUGUGGUUGUCUAACUAUUUAAUUAUUCUUGUAUACCUUUUAUGUAAAUUCUCUUUUCUAAAAAAAUAAAAAAUAAAAAAUAAAGAAAUUUCUGGUUGAUUUAUUUAUUGAUUGCAC